CUGCCUUUUUUCCAGAAACCAGGGAGGGAGGGAGAGAGAAGAGAGAGACAGAGGAAGAGCAUCAAACAAACAAAAAAAAAAAAAACAGGAGAGAAAAUUUAUUCCGAGGGAAAACGCGAGAAAAUUUCUCAGGUCCCUGCGAAAAUUUACAGCGAAUCGCUGGAAACGGAAAAGCCAAAGGGUUUUAGACCUCUUUUAUCUCUGGAAAAUUCGAAAUUUUCGUCUACAAAACGUGAAUGUACCUUUAAUCUUUGGCUUUUUGUUUUUACGUCGACCAGAGAUUUUUGAAGCUUGGAGAGAUAGAUAGAUAGAUAGAUAGAUAGAUAUAGAGAGAAAUAGAAACGUUCGUGAAAAAUUUGUGUGUGUUUGGAUCGAUGGUGUGGAAACACCAUCUGAUUGGGUUCGCAGGGAUUUUUUCUAAUGUUUCUCCCGUUGGAAAUCAUCUUCAUUCGGGAUCGAAUCUAGGAAUAUUUGACCUAAUUCGGCCGUGAUAAUGGCUGCUUCAGCAAAGGUAGCUGUUGGGUCGCAUGUCUGGGUGGAAGAUACUGAUGAAGCCUGGAUUGAUGGAGAAGUAGUGGAAUCUGACGGUGAAGAGAUCAAAGUCAAUUGCCAAUCCAAGAUGGUUGUGGCAAAGGUUAAUUCUGUCUAUCCCAAGGAUCCUGAGUUUCCUGAACUUGGUGUGGACGACAUGACAAAGCUUGCGUAUUUGCAUGAACCAGGGUUUCUUCUCAAUCUUAAAUCCAGAUUCAAUGCUAAUGAAAUUUAUACAUACACCGGGAAUAUAUUGAUCGCUGUUAACCCCUUUAAAAGAUUACCCCACCUAUAUGGAAAUGACAUAAUGGAACAGUAUAAGGGCACAGAUUUUGGCGAGCUAAGCCCCCAUCCUUUUGCAGUUGCUGAUUCUGCAUAUAGAAAAAUGAUCAAUGAGGGAGUAAGCCAGGCGAUCUUGGUGAGUGGAGAAAGCGGUGCUGGGAAGACAGAGAGCACAAAGAUGCUCAUGCAAUAUCUUGCAUACAUGGGUGGAAAAGCUGAGAGUGAAGGACGAUCUGUAGAACAGCAAGUUUUGGAGUCAAAUCCAGUUUUAGAAGCUUUUGGUAAUGCAAAAACCGUCAGAAACAAUAAUUCAAGGUGGAUCUCUUGA
This is a messenger RNA of Camelina sativa (false flax), 1141 nucleotides long. Lineage: Eukaryota; Viridiplantae; Streptophyta; Magnoliopsida; Brassicales; Brassicaceae. The record is from RefSeq and is a predicted model, not a curated record.